AUGCUGCUGCGAGACACCCACGCGGCGCCGCACCCAGCACGCACCAAGCUGGCCACCUUCCGCGGCGUUAAGAAGAUUCUGGAACCGCCACGAGCAGCGCCGCCUUUUGCGUCGUGUCUUGAACUGCCGUCGCCGCUGGCGCGCGAUGACGCGUUGUCUGAUGAUGAACCGCGAUGCGCGUCGCUUCCCUCCUCACCAGCCAGUACAAAGCUGGCCACCAUCAGGCUCGCGCGCCUGCACCGGCUCGCGCACAUCAUGCUGCUGCGAGACACGCACGCGGCGCCGCACCCAGCACGCACCAAGCUGGCGACCUUCCGCGGCGUUAAGAAGAUUCUGGAACCGCCACGAGCUGCGCCGCCUUUUGCUUCGUGUCUCGAGCUGCCGUCGCCGCUGGCGCGCGAUGAUGCGCUGUCGGACGACGAGCCGCGCACUGCUCGGGCGCUCGCAUGCCUCUCGUCUUUUGUUUGGAACACACGCUGCGCCGCAUCCAACCCGUACAAAGCUUACGGCACCGCGCCCGCCAGGCUCGCGCGCCUGCACAGGCUCGCGCACAUCAUGCUGCUGCGAGACACCCACGCUGCACCGCAUCCAGCACGCACCAAGCUGGCCACCUUCCGCGGCGUCAAGAAGAUUCUGGAACCGCCACGAGCAGCGCCGCCUUUUGCUUCGUGUCUGGAAUUGCCCUCGCCGCUGGCGCGCGAUGACGCGUUGUCUGAUGAUGAACCGCGGUGCGCGUCGCUUCCCUCCUCACCAGGUCUCAGCCGCCGAGGCAGCUUAGAACGCGCGCCGGCUCCAUCCACCUCCCGCCGUCGGGCAUCCUGCGAGAGCGGCAUCUUCAGCGUGGCCAACGAGGAGCUGUGCGCCGCUCACCCGGCCGCGUGCUGCCGCGGCGCCGUGUGCCCGUGCUCGCUGAUGGGCUGCCACCGCUGCUGGUGGUGGGCCCGGCUGCCUACUGAGUCCGAACCGGAGCGCUCCCUAGAGUCCAGCUCAACGGACGAAGACCGCGCGGGCCGCGUACGAGUAUGCAGCGCGUGUCUAGCGGCCUACGAUCGUCUGCUGCUCCGGCGGCGCGCGCUCGACGAUUCCGCGCUCGGCGCCGCGGCCUGCUCGCUGCGCAGCCUCGACGAGCUCGACGACGCGCCCGCGGACACACACGGGGAACAGGGGACAAAAACGUACACUGCUGGACAAAAGCAUCCGGAUUUCCGCAAAGACCGGUCCUUUUGUACGUCGGGACAUACUUCGUGCGGCGCGUGUUUAGCGGCCUACGAUCGUCUGCUGCUCCGGCGGCGCGCGCUCGACGACUCGGCUCUCGGCGCCGCGGCCUGCUCGCUGCGCAGCCUCGACGAGCUCGACGACGCGCCCGCCGACACACACGGGGAACAGUCAAUUCUCUCCAUCUGGGGCUUGACCCCACAAAAACGGUACUUCGCGUCGGGCUGCUACCGUAGCGCGUGUCUAGCGGCCUACGAUCGUCUGCUGCUCCGGCGGCGCGCGCUCGACGACUCGGCGCUCGGCGCCGCGGCCUGCUCGCUGCGCAGCCUCGACGAGCUCGACGACGCGCCCGCGGACACACACGGGGAACAGACAUACUGGUCCGCAUGUCGUCGAGAGGCAGAGUCCCUCUCUCCCUUCCUCUGCGGGCGCGCGUCCUGGUCACGUGGUUCCAGCGAAGAUUCCUGCCACGUGCUGGCUCGCUGCUGCUGCCGCCCGCCUGCCCCUCGCACCGCCAGCGUCUAUACCGACAGCAGCGAUGACGUAGCAUCCUUAGCCGGCUCAGACAGCUUGUAUGCCGACGAGAGACUCCCCAGACACGUCAGGUCAGCCCAAAUAUCCAAAAUAGUGGAGUACUUCGAACGGAAAGGCGCGGACUUCACCUGCGAAAGAAGCUUCGGCCGGUCCCGGUUUAAGAUGAAGGACCGCGAAUGUACUGUUGAUGUCAAACACCGCACUAGGCCAGAUAUAGCUGAGGAGGGCUGCGGCAGGCGAUGCGUCGCGCAACAGCGCCUGAUGAUCUGCGAAGGCGCCGUCAAGUCGAAACUCCCGCUGUUUGAUCGGAAGUCGUAGCGCGGGCGACACUAGGCGUAGCUAGUUUUGACCCCGACCGUUUAAUUUGAUUGUCGGUUUUACUAUUGCAAGACAGAGACAAUGUGUUGAGCUACGUCACUAAGGAAAACAGUUGACUACUCAUCAAUAGAUGGCGUUGUACGCUGUUAACUCGCAGUGGUAACAUAAGCAAAUAUUUUCAUAGUUUUAAAUCUACAUUGACAAAUCGAUAGAAUCAACUUAUUUAAGACUUAAUUGUUUUAAAUAUCCAAUCGUUUACCUAAGUAACUGUAGUGAAAUAACUAAACUUAAAAAUAUUGACUGAAGUGCUGUGCUCGUUGUGAAAUUCAAUUAAUUAGCAAUAAAUAAAAUACAAAUUAUCUUAUUAAACGAAUUAGUGUUUAAGGGGUCCUAACGAUAUUUCUAGUUACGCCUAAGACGUAGUGUAGUCAGUACGGAAAUUUAUUUUUAAUUACGCGUCGCGACCUUUGGUUCGUACGGUGAUACGGAGAGCGACGAUGUCAGAAGAGGUCUCGUACUCGCUUGAGUAAGGACUUGUGUAUUUCAGAAACAGUAGUAGUGAAAAAUAUUAAAACAAUAUUAUAAAUGAGACUAAGACGUUUGCGUAUGUUGAUAUUUUCUUUACUGUUAAAUAUAAUGAUGAUUCGAA
Messenger RNA from Ostrinia nubilalis (European corn borer), 2716 nucleotides. RefSeq lists its product as uncharacterized. NCBI's taxonomy places the organism in Eukaryota, Metazoa, Arthropoda, Insecta, Lepidoptera, Crambidae. The coding region runs from base 1 to 2067 and encodes 688 amino acids. The transcript has 9 exons. The record is from RefSeq and is a predicted model, not a curated record.